Messenger RNA from Capra hircus (goat), 1528 nucleotides. Its product is annotated as apoptosis-inducing factor 3-like. Gene Ontology annotation, molecular function: oxidoreductase activity, acting on NAD(P)H; 2 iron, 2 sulfur cluster binding. Gene Ontology annotation, biological process: execution phase of apoptosis. Gene Ontology annotation, cellular component: mitochondrion; cytoplasm. The record is from RefSeq and is a predicted model, not a curated record. Lineage: Eukaryota; Metazoa; Chordata; Mammalia; Artiodactyla; Bovidae.
GGUCCUCGCUGGGAUCUGAACCAGACCAGCUGGACUUCAGCUGCUUAAACUCCAGGAAGAACUUCGGGGGGAUAAGUUGGGGAGAUCAGCGUAGCGAGGCAGCCACAGCUCUCCGAGUCCAGCGUGUAAGCUGCAUGCUCCAGGCGGCCCCCUGUGGUCCUGGGAGCUCCAGCCGCGCGGGUCUCCUGGAGGAUGGGGCGAGCCCUCCUCAGCCCCGCGGCUUGCAGGGCGGUACAGGGCCUUCCUGGGUCCCUGUCUGUCUGGAAGUCACUAGGUGGGAGGCCACCUGGAUGCCCCCACCAGCUGCUUGGCCCUGGCAAGCCCUUGGCUGCCUCCCGUGUCUCCAUCUGCUUUUGGGCAGAACCCCAACGUCAGAGGCUUUGGGGAAGAGCAGGGGAGGGGAGCGGAAGCGGGGCGGUGCGCCGUCGGGGCCGGGCGGGCAGCCCAUUCUGUUCACAUGGAGCUGGGUUUCCCUGGGGACCGGUGGCCUGCCCCCAGCCCCGCCCCCGGCCCUCCUGGCCUCGGCGCGCUGGGGGAGGGGUGGACGCCGGGCCGCCUCCUGGACCCCUGCCCCUGGCCCUGCCUUCCCGGACGGGCGGCCUCGGUCCACUCUGGCGCCGGGACGGGAGGCAACAGCUGCCCUUGGAAGAGCCUCAUCGAAGCCCUGGUUCCGAAGCUGCCGGAGGCAGCUCCCACUGGGAUGGCGGUGCCAGCAUCUCUGAGAGCCGCAGGGGGCCCAGCAACCCAGGGGGCACCCUAGGCCUCCCGCAGCCGCCACUCAGCGCGCCCUCCCGCCCCACAGGCCCCACGCCAUGGGCGGCUGCUUCUCCAAGCCCAAGCCAGUGGAGCUCAAGAUCGAGGUGGUGCUGCCCGAGAAGGACCGGGGCAAGGAGGAGCUGUCCACCAGCGGCAAGGGAAGCCCCCGGGCCUACCAAGGCAACGGCGCCGCCCGCCACUUCCACACGGACGAGCGCCUGCCCGCCCCCCACCCCUACCCUGGUGCCCAGGACUGCGUGGAGGCCGCUGUCUGCCAUGUCAAGGACCUGGAGAACGGCCAGAUGCGGGAGGUGGAGCUGGGCUGGGGGAAGGUGCUGCUGGUGAAGGACGGGGAGCUCCACGCCCUGGGCCACAAAUGUCCGCACUACGGCGCACCCCUGGUGAAAGGAGUGCUGUCCCGUGGCCGGGUCCGCUGCCCCUGGCACGGCGCCUGCUUCAACGUCAGCACCGGGGACCUGGAGGACUUCCCGGGCCUGGACAGUCUGCACAAGUUCCAGGUGAAGAUCGAGAAGGAGAAGGUAUACAUCCGGGCCAGCAAGCAGGCCUUGCAGCUGCAGCGAAGGACCAAGGUGAUGGCCGCAUGCAUCUCGCCAAGCGCCGGCCACAGCGGCAGCACCAACGUGCUGAUCGUGGGCGCAGGGGCAGCCGGCCUGGUGUGCGCGGAGACGCUGCGGCAGGAGGGCUUUUCAGACCGGAUCGUGCUGUGCACGCUGGACCGCCACCUUCCCUAUGACCGGCCCAAGCUCAGCAA